AUGAGUAGUCUAGAUGAUGAAUUCACUAGUAGUACCAAGGAUUCCAAGGAGCCAUUGAAUAUCAAUUCAUCUCGAUUAAUCGAUGAUGACAAUAAUGUCGAUGUUGGUGAUGUUCCGAACAUUCAUGAGUUGAACUUGGAUGCUGAGUUUGAUAAUAUACUAAACAAUCAUCAUAAUAAUGACUCAACAUCAACUUCAUUUGAGAAUCAUAAUCACAAUAAUAAUAACAACCAUACUGCAUCAUCAUCUACUUCUAAUAACAACAUACGACUGAGUUCAAUAUCAAAUACAAUUGAUCAUAAUAACAAUGACUUAACAUCAACUGAUUUGGAUUUAAACAACCUACAUGAUUUAGAUUUACCAUUGCAUAAUACUCCUUUAUCAAAAGUUGUCAAUGAAAUUGAACAAGAUGAUGUGAAUAAUAGAACAGUUAGUAAUUCACCUCCAUCACACCACGAUGAUAAUGUUGAUCAACACCAAAGCUUAACAAAGCAUCUCAAAUCAAACUUAUCACCAAGUCAACAAGAAAUAAGGCGGAAUUCGUUAUUAGUACCUAUAACAUCUGAAGCUCCUUUAGAUAAAGCAUCUUCAAAACAACAAACACCAACAAAUAAUAAUAACAACAAUUCAAGUCACGUUGAUGAUGACGAUGAAGAAUCAUCCAAAAUAUCAGCUUAUGCAAGAUUAGAUUUUGAAAACUUUACUUUCUUUGUUCAAACGUUACAAAUUAUACUAGGAAGAAAAUCAAGUGAUGAUUUAUUACAAAGUAGUCAUCAUGCAGUUGAUGUUCAUUUAUCAUCUAAAAAGGCAAUUUCAAGAAGACAUGCAAAGAUAUUUUAUAAUUUUGGUACGCAACAAUUUGAAAUAUCCAUCUUAGGUAGGAAUGGUGCAUUUGUUGAUGAUUUAUUUGUUGAAAAGGGUAUAACAGUACCUUUAAGUGAUGGAACUAAAAUUCAAAUUGGUGAUAUUCCAUUUCAAUUCAUAUUGCCUUCGAUUGAACCAAAUGAUGAUGAGGAAUCUAGUAACAUAAAUAGCCAAAAACAAUUCAAUCCUACUGAUGCCAUCAAUUUAAGAUCAAAUUUAUUAAACUCAUCAAAAUCACCAACUCCUAAAGUAAAACAAUCACCUAAGAAGGAUAAAAAGGAUAAAGCCAAAUUAGAUGAUAAAAUACCUGAGAUUGUGGUGGAAGAUAUAACAAAACCUUCAUCAUCAUCCUCAUCAUCACAGAAAAAAUCAAAGCAUAGCGAUUCAAUGUCAAGUAAUGAAAUUGCCAAUAGUAGAAGAAAUUCCAUAUUGAAAAUACGAAGAUUAUCCAACGCAAGAAGAAAAUCAUUAGCAAGUUCUGCCAAUGAUGAAAUCAAUGAUAUUUUGAAAGAAUUAGGAGUGAGUUCUAUUGAUGCCAUUAAUGAAGAGAAUUCUGAAGUAUUAGAUAAUCAAUUACAAAGUUUACUUGAUGAUGCUGGUGUUGAUGAUAUGGAACUUAAUGAUCAAUUAAUGAAAUUAUCUCAAUAUAGUGAAUCAGCCAUUGAAGAAGAAGAAGAUGAAAUUGAUAAACUUGUUAAACAACAUAAUUUAACUCAAGGUGUCAAUCUUGAUGAUGAUGACGAUGAUGAUACUUCUAAUAAUGAUAAUAAUAAUAGUCAAAAUGAUAUGGAUUUAUCGAUGUUGGAUCAAGAAAUUGCAACUUUGGCACCAUUAAUCGAUGCUCAUAAUGAAGGAUUUAUAGAUGAAGAUAGUAAACUCGAUGAUAAGAAGAAAAAAUCGUUAUCAAAUCAAAAGAAAUCAAUCACGGAUAGUAAUGAUAAAACUCAACAAACAAUACGUACAACUCCACUCAUGGGUAAACCUGCCACCAUUCCAAGAAUGGGGAAAUUGGCUUCAAUCCAGCCACCUGCAUCAAGAUUAUUCACAAGAGGUAUUAAUGGAUUACCUGGUACUGAAAGUUCAUUAGUUGUGCUGCCGGCUGGAACAUCUAAUUUAAUAGGUACAGGUACUCCAACACCUUUGAAAGGUAGUGCUACCAUUAACAACAAUAACAAUAAUAAUAACACAACUACUAGUCCUUUAAGUGCAUCUGUUCCACCACAGCCUCCAUUACCACCACCACCAAAGUUAGAGGUACCUGUUUUAGAAAUUACAUCCGAACCAACUACUAUAAGAUCUCGUCCUCCAUUAAGAGCCAUCACAGUUAAAGAAUUUGAACCAAAUUUAACUAAUUUCAUGGUCCCUAAGACUUUGGAUGAACCAUCUAAAUAUCCUAAACCAAAGAGAAAGAAGGAUAUUUCUAAAAGAGUAUCUAAAAAAGUCUAUAGUUUGGAUGAAAUCCCUGAGAAUUAUAGAUCAAAACCUUCACUUUCAUAUCAAUCAUUAAUUACUUUGGUAUUAAGAUCGCCAAAUAGUACUUCUGGAUUAAGUCUUAAUGAAAUUUAUGAUGCAAUUAAAGAACUUUAUCCUUAUUAUACUUAUUGUCCUGAUGGUUGGCAAUUUUCUAUAGCUCAUAGUGUUAAAUUAAAUAAAACUUUCAAGAGAACGAUCAAGAAGGCCGAUGAAUGGAUUUAUACUAUGGAUGAAUUGUAUAUUGGAGAAAGAGAAAAAGCUAAGAAGAAGCAGCAAGAAAUAGCAUCAGCAAGAGCCAAAGAAGCCGCAUUAAAAGCGGAGGAAUUGAAGCAAAAGCAAAGAAUCGAAGCUCAACAAGCAGCAGCUGCAGCAGCUGCGGCUGCUACUUCCACACCAUCUUCAACAGCACCUCUUGUUGGAAGAAGCUAUAAUACUUCACCUUAUGGAUUGCCAUUAAAUGCUGGUAUUCGUCCUGGAGCACCAAAUUCAUACUUACCACAAGGAGCAUAUAAACCACCCAUUCCAGUUGGUGGUGGUGUUGGUACUAAUGGACAAAAACCUAAAACUAUUGCUGAAUUGGCUAGUGAAAUUAGAAGAGAUGGUAAUAUUAAUUCUAAAGCUCCAAUCUAUUUCAAACCUCAAAGUAAUUUACCAGUGACAAAUUCAAGUAAUACUUCCAGUAAUAAUAAUACUAUUAAAGCUCAAUUGGCAGCUAAUAGAUCACCACCAAAUUCCCAAUCUCCAGCACCACAAUCAUCAAAUUCACUGAGUCCAAUAGGAUCAAUGAAUCAAGAUAUGAAGAAAUCUUUGGCAUACUUACAAAAGGAAUUAUUCACAUUAUAUAAAGCAAGAAAUUUAUCUUAUAAUACUGCUACCACCACUGAAAUUAUUACCAAGGCAUUGGCUACUACUAUUGCCCAAGUUAACGUUAUUGGAGCUAAAGCAGGUUGUGGUGAUAAUGCUUUAAGUUUCUUAGUUGAAAAAGCACCACAACAAGUGAGUAAGAUUUUGGAUAUCGCUUUGACGAAAUCUAUUAAAGAGAAACAAGGUAUUAUUUCAUCAAGACCUACAAGUAGAGGUGCUACACCAGGACCUUCAGCUCCUCCAACUCCAGUGAAACAAGAAGUAAAGGCUCCAUUUAGUCAAGCUUCGCCUGUCGUUCCAACUAAACCAACUAUUCAAACACCACCAGUACCAUUAGCUGCCCCUACUCCUUCGUCUGUUGCUAAACCUGUUGCUAUUGUUAAACCAGCUCCAACUAUUCCAGUUGUAACUCCAAAGGUUGAAAGCAUUCCAAAAGCAUCUGUUGUUUCUCCUCCUGCUCAAAUUGUCAAACCAAUUAUUACAGCAACAACACCUUCUCAACCCUUCCCAAAACCAACCCCACCUACAAUCACCCCACCAACCAUUUCAAGACCAUUAGGAUUAUCAAAACCACCGAGUUAUAAAGCAGAUUCGUUAGGUCGACCACCUAAUUUCUCCAGUCCACCAUCAUUAUCUAAGCCUGGAGGAUUUGCCAAACCUGGAGUUGGAGGAAGUGGAUUAUCUCGUCCGCCAACGUUCUUAUCCAAUAAACCUGGAUUAAGAGAAGCCAAUCAAUCUACAACUGGGGUUAAACGUGAUCUUGAUGAAAAUGAUAAGAAUAAUAAUGAGAAUGCGAAGAAGAUUAUCAAGACUGAAUAA
Molecule: messenger RNA, 4020 nt
Organism: Scheffersomyces coipomensis
Lineage: Eukaryota; Fungi; Ascomycota; Pichiomycetes; Serinales; Debaryomycetaceae
Gene: FHL1
Product: Fhl1p
Exons: 1
Coding region: 1-4020 (1339 amino acids)
Biological process (GO): regulation of ribosomal protein gene transcription by RNA polymerase II
Cellular component (GO): nucleus
Molecular function (GO): protein binding; sequence-specific DNA binding; DNA-binding transcription factor activity
Source: RefSeq, a predicted model, not a curated record